AUGGUCUGCGCCCUCCUGAGCACUGUCUGGGCCAGCUCCUGCCUUCAGUCACCUGCUCGGCCCUGGGCACUCAUUAAGGGACAGAAAGGCUGGAAACUUCUCUCAGGUCCUCAGCCCAAGCUGCCCAUGGGAUUUCAAAGCCUGGCCUCUCCCUCUCCUGCUUUCUCUCCCUUCUCCCUCACUGCUGCUUUGGGGUCACCAGGAGAGGCCUCACCUACCUGUCCCCCGAUCACCUCCCAGCCAGUGUCUGCUGUACUGGUUCCAGUCCUGGGCGUGGAGUGUGCUCUGGGCCUGGUGGGGAACAGCCUGGCCCUCUUCAUCUUCUGCUUCCGCAUACGGCCCUGGACCUCCAACACCGUGUUCCUGGUCAGCCUGGUGGUUGCUGACUUUCUCCUGAUCAUCAACCUGCCCCUGCGCAUGGACUACUACUUUCUCCAGGAGAAGUGGCGCUUCGGGACCACUGCCUGCAACAUCAACCUCUUCAUGCUGUCCACCAACCGCUCGGCCAGUGUCGCCUUCCUCACAGCCAUCGCGCUCAACCGCUACCUGAAGGUGGUGUGGCCCCACCACGUGCUGAGCAAGGCCUCGGUGUGGGGGGCCACCCAGGUGGCCGGGGGCCUCUGGGGGGGCAUCCUGUUCCUCAACGGGCAUGUGCUCCUGAAUACCCAUUCCAACCAUUCCUGCAUAAGCUACCAGCUGGGCACAAACUCCUUGGCCUUGGUUCAUUGGCACCGGGCACUGUUGAUGUUGGAGUUCUUCCUGACGCUGGCACUCAUACUCUUUGCCAUCGUGAGCAUUGGCCUCACCAUCCGGCGCCGGGGCCUGGCAGGGCAGGCGGGCCCGCGGAGGGCCAUGUGCAUGCUGGCCACGGUGUUGGCAGUCUACAUCAUCUGUUUUUUGCCCACCAUUGUGGUGGGCACGGCUCUGAUGGUGGCCCUCCGCCUACGUGCCUGCCACGCCCUGCACAUCUGCAUGCAACUCUUCCACGGCUCCAUGGCCUUCACCUACCUCAACAGUGUCCUGGACCCUGUGCUCUACUGCUUCUCCAGCCCCAACUUCCUCCUCCAGGUCCGGGCACUGCUGGGCCUCACCCAGGGCUGGCAGGGCCCAGUCAGUGAUGAAACCAACUACCAGCCCUCCUGCCAGAGCCGCAGCCAGAGCCAGGGCAAGAGAAGGAGCAGGAGCAGGAGCUGGAGCAGGAGCAGGAGCUGGAGCCGGAGCAGGAGCAAGGAGGCCUCUAGGAAGGCCGAGGCUGCAGGGAAGCAGUAGCCAGGGGUCUGUCAG
Talpa occidentalis (Iberian mole) is the source of this 1284-nucleotide messenger RNA. RefSeq names its product oxoeicosanoid receptor 1 (gene OXER1). The coding region runs from base 1 to 1269 and encodes 422 amino acids. Gene Ontology annotation, molecular function: G protein-coupled receptor activity. Gene Ontology annotation, cellular component: membrane. The transcript is spliced from 2 exons. NCBI's taxonomy places the organism in Eukaryota, Metazoa, Chordata, Mammalia, Eulipotyphla, Talpidae. Gene Ontology annotation, biological process: G protein-coupled receptor signaling pathway. The record is from RefSeq and is a predicted model, not a curated record.